CUCGGGCCUCUGAAACACACACCCACACACUGAUUCCGGCGAUUGUGUCCCAUGGUGGUUGAUACUUUUCUUCUCCUAAUAAAUACCGAACGGACCAUUACUUUUUGCUACAUACAUACACAUACAUACAUACAUAAAUAAGCUAUAUAAAGAAGAAGAAAAGGCAGCGUCUUUCCCUCAAACUAUCCCCAACAAAAGAGAAAGUGAGAAACUGCCUUUCCUUCUGGUCUUUAACAACUGCCACCACCCAUUUUUUAUAUUCCGCAGAGUUUUUUCUAUCUACCUCUAUCAUUAGGUCCUUUUUGCCUUUCUGGGUUUUCGAUUUUUUUUUUGGGUUUAAAUUAUUUCUAUUUGUUUAUUCAUCGGUGUUUGUGUUUUCGACAAUUUUGGAGCAACACAUCGCCUUUUGAAGACUUGUCGUUGGAAAGGAGUUCGGUGACUGUACAAGUAACGGCUAUAAUUGGUGGGUCUGGUUGGGAGUGGAAGGGAGAGCGGAGAUCUACGUGUCCGGUGGAGGGUUUGAUUUACGAAUUUUACAUUUUUUCGGAGUUCGGAGUUAGGGUUAGGGACGGUUUGCUUUUUUUCGGGGCUGAUCUGUUUGGUUUGCAUUGGUGUGUCUUUUUUGGGAUUUGAAGGAGAGAAUAUUAAGAAUGUGGUGGAUGAUGAGUGAGAAUGGGGGGUAUUACUGCUCGAAGAAGACCGAUGAUAUAUGCGGCGAUGUUUGUGGCCAGGAAUCAAGCAGAGGUUUGAGCAUGUCUAGAAUUCGCUGCAUCCUUCGUGGUAUGGAUUUGAAGACCUAUCUACUUCUAUUCGUCCUUGUCCCAACAUGCAUAUUUGGUAUUUAUUUACAUGGGCAAAAGAUAUCAUAUUUCAUGCGUCCGAUAUGGGAAUCGCCGCCCAAGCCAUUCCAUGAUAUCCCACACUACUAUCAUGAGAAAGUGUCCAUGGAAAACCUCUGUAAACUCCAUGGUUGGGGGAUACGCGACUACCCAAGGCGUGUUUAUGAUGCAGUGUUGUUCAGUAACGAGUUGGACCUUCUUACGAUACGAUGGAAAGAACUCUAUCCAUAUAUAACCCAGUUUGUUAUUCUCGAGUCUAAUUCAACAUUUACUGGGUUGCCAAAGCCUCUUGUCUUUGCAAGCCACCGAGAAGAGUUUAAAUUUGUUGAGCCUAGAUUGACUUACGGAACUGUUGGUGGAAGAUUUAAGAAAGGUGAAAACCCUUUUGUUGAGGAGGCAUACCAGCGAGUGGCACUGGACCAGCUUCUCAAAAUAGCAGGUAUUUCUGAUGAUGACUUGCUGAUAAUGUCGGACGUGGAUGAGAUACCAAGCAGACAUACUAUCAAUCUUCUAAGAUGGUGUGACGACAUACCACAGGUCCUUCAUCUUCGGUUGAAGAAUUAUCUCUAUUCUUUUGAGUUUCUUGUCGAUAACAAUAGCUGGAGAGCUUCAGUACACAGAUACCAGGCUGGUAAAACUAGGUAUGCGCAUUAUCGCCAGACAGAUGAUAUCUUGGCAGAUGCAGGGUGGCACUGUAGUUUUUGCUUUCGGCAUAUCAAUGAAUUUAUCUUUAAGAUGAAGGCUUACAGCCAUUUUGAUAGGGUGAGGUUCUUUCGUUACCUGAACCCUGAUAGAGUUCAGAGAGUAAUCUGCAAGGGGGCCGAUUUAUUUGACAUGCUUCCCGAGGAGUACACAUUUAAGGAAAUCAUUGGAAAGAUGGGACCGAUUCCUCAUUCUUUCUCAGCAGUUCACCUCCCAUCAUAUCUCUUGGAGAAUGCAGAAAAGCUUAAAUUUCUCUUGCCUGGAAACUGCUUACGGGAAAGUGGGUGACUUCCUCAUUAUGCCUCUGCUGUAAAUUUCUGGUAAAGCUAGUUGAAGGUGAGCAUCUGUUUCUCCUUCUGAAGCAGUCAACUGCGCAAUUGAUGACUCGGUGCGUAAUCAAUGCUGCUGCUGCUGCUGCUCCUUGUGUCCAGCAAAAAUCCAUAGAAUAUUUGCGGAGUUGGAGAAAUUCUUGGGUUUUGUGGGUGUGAAUUUUUGUAUAUAACCCUCUUUCUUACAAAGUAGACAUUGAUCAGGAUGGAUCAAAUCUUUUGAAUAGGCAGGGAGCUUACUGUUUUGAGAACAUAACAUAUUCUUUGCAUCUAUUGACUCGCUUAAUAUUUUUUUUGGGAUUCAACAUAAACAUUUUUUCA
This is a messenger RNA of Tripterygium wilfordii, 2191 nucleotides long. Its product is annotated as beta-1,4-mannosyl-glycoprotein 4-beta-N-acetylglucosaminyltransferase-like. Bases 651 to 1829 code for a protein of 392 amino acids. The transcript has 2 exons. Gene Ontology annotation, biological process: protein N-linked glycosylation; N-acetylglucosamine metabolic process. The record is from RefSeq and is a predicted model, not a curated record. Gene Ontology annotation, cellular component: membrane. Lineage: Eukaryota; Viridiplantae; Streptophyta; Magnoliopsida; Celastrales; Celastraceae. Gene Ontology annotation, molecular function: beta-1,4-mannosylglycoprotein 4-beta-N-acetylglucosaminyltransferase activity.